GAGAGAGAGAGAGAGAGAGAGAGAGAGAGAGAGAGAGAGAGACUGUUUCUCUGGUCUAGUUCAGGCAGUUAUUUUCUCUUCUCAAGGCUACCUGGAUAUUACUGGAUGGUACUGUGCACUGCAACGCUAGCCUAGCUCUCUCAUCCUCCUCUUCUCUCGUCUUCCUCUCUGCCCUGUACGUGUGUUGGGAAGGUGCCUGUCUCAGGUGCAGACAUGGCCACCUCUGUGCUCUCCAGGAUUAUUCUAUGUCUGGCUAUAUCUCUGUUUCCGGUAUUGACAGUGACCAGCCAGGAUGUCAACCUAGGGAACGAAGACAGCUGUGCCGAAAACGGCAAAGUCUACAGCAACAACGAGAUUUGGAACCCGGAGCCAUGUAAGAUCUGUGUGUGUGACCUGGGGACUAUUACCUGUGAGGACAUCCGAUGUGAAGACCUAGCCUGUAAGGAAACCAGCACCCCUGAGGGAGAAUGUUGCCCUGUGUGUUCUGAGGCCGCAGGAACCCAGGGCCAGCAGGCUACUACCUGGGAUAAUCUGCUACCAAAGAUCAAAACGGACGAGAAGAAGGAUGAGACCUGCAGGGACAACGGGCAGGUGUACGCCCACAAUGACAUGUGGACCCCAGAGCCGUGCAAGGUGUGUGUGUGUGACAGUGGAACCACCAUCUGUGAGGAGGUGCAGUGUGAGAUGGUGGGGAACUGUGAGAAGGUGACCAUCCCUGAGGGAGAGUGCUGCCCCGUGUGUGACAGCUUCUCCAGCGCUAACAGGAGGAUAGAAAUGAUGGCGUUCAAGGGUCAGAAAGGCGAACCUGGUGAUAUCCCUUACGUCGUGGGGCCAGUAGGUCAACCCGGACCAAUGGGUCCUCCCGGAGCUCAGGGGAGCAGAGGAUACACUGGUUUCAAGGGCAGAAAAGGUUUACAGGGCCCAGCAGGCUUCGACGGGGAACCAGGAGUCCCAGGGAACCCUGGUGAGCCAGGAUCCCCCGGCCAGCCCUCACACCCUGGGGGUCAGCUGGUCUCUCAAAUGGCAGCAGGCUUCGGUGAGAAAUCAGCUGGGAUGAUGGGAAUGAUAUCUGGCAACAGGGGUGAGGCAGGACCAAGAGGGCCUCCUGGACAGUCCGGUCAACCAGGCUCUACAGGGGGGCAGGGGGCCCCAGGAGACGUUGGAGACCCCGGAUCCAUGGGUGGCUUUGGUUACAGAGGACCUGAGGGCCCACCAGGAAAACCAGGACUAGAUGGAGAAUCUGGCCCAGCCGGAAUAGAUGGAGAUAAAGGAGCCGUUGGAUCUGCCGGUGCCAGAGGUUUCCCAGGACUGCCAGGUCACCCUGGACUGAAAGGCCUUAAGGGUCAUGCAGGUCUUCUAGGACCGAGAGGUCAAUCUGGUGUUGCUGGGUCAAAGGGCCCAUCAGGUACUCCAGGUGGAAUGGGGCCCCCUGGUCCUGCGGGUCCAGCAGGAAUGCAAGGGGAGAGAGGAAGGAGUGGCCCAACUGGACCUGUGGGGAAACGUGGUGAAUCUGGACAUAUUGGGAAAGCAGGACCACAGGGUCCUAUGGGGAUCACUGGAGCUCUAGGAUUCCCAGGUAGUCCAGGUAUAAAGGGGCAACCAGGGCCCCCAGGAGCACGAGGGACAGGGGGCCAGCAAGGACCAAGAGGGGAGGCCGGACGCGUGGGAUUGGCUGGAGCUACGGGAAUUCAGGGUCCAACAGGAACAGAGGGUGCUGCUGGAACCAAAGGACCAUCCGGAGCUCCAGGUGUCCAGGGUCUGACUGGACUGCUUGGCCCCGCGGGGCCCCCCGGACCACAGGGAACCACUGGACUAACCGGGCCUAAGGGCCAACUGGGUGAUUUAGGCAUUCCCGGAUUCAAAGGAGAGGCUGGAUUCAAAGGAGAAUCUGGUGCACCUGGUGAUCAUGGAGCGCUGGGUCCCAUGGGAGAGGAGGGGAGGAGGGGAGGACGGGGUGAUGCUGGGACUUCAGGAGCCGCUGGACCCAAUGGAGAGAGAGGUGCUCCUGGCAGUAGAGGUUUUCCUGGUCAGGAUGGGUUACCUGGUCAAAAGGGUGCCCAAGGUGAGCGAGGACUGGGUGGAUCAUCUGGUGCCAAAGGUGCCGAUGGUGACCCUGGACGCACUGGAGAGCCAGGUCUUCCAGGGGCACGGGGUCUGUCGGGUCUUCUCGGCUCCCAGGGUCCUGAGGGACACCAAGGACCAAUGGGAGGAGGAGGAGAAGAUGGGGGACCAGGUUCAGCAGGGUCAGAUGGUACCAGAGGUCUAGCUGGAACCAUGGGUGUAGUUGGACCAAAAGGCUUUACUGGAGACCCUGGUAAGGCAGGAGAAGUGGGGACCCCAGGUGUUGCAGGACAGAGGGGGGUUAAUGGGAAAGCUGGAGAGAUGGGCGCUGGUGGCACUGCUGGUCCAGCAGGAGUUGCAGGGAAGAGAGGAGAGCAAGGACCUCCUGGUAUGAAUGGCUUCCAGGGUCUACCUGGGUCUGCUGGUCCACCUGGAGAGUCUGGGAAACCAGGUGCUGAGGGUAUCGCUGGAGAGGGAGGGGCUGCUGGUCUCACAGGGCCAAGGGGUGAGCGGGGCAUCCCAGGAGAGAGAGGUGAUGUGGGAACUAAAGGACUACCGGGGCCCAAAGGUAUUUCAGGAGGGCCAGGACCAGAGGGACCAAAGGGGGGGUCUGGAACUAAAGGAAGCGUUGGGGACAUAGGAGCUGCAGGCCUGCAGGGGAUGCCCGGGGAGAGGGGUAUCCCUGGUUCUCCUGGUCCUAAAGGAGAUGUGGGUUCAGUUGGUGAGAAAGGAACCGAGGGUACUGCUGGAAACGACGGGCCGGGGGACUUCCUGGUCCAGUUGGACCAACGGGAGGCAUUGGGCUCAAUGGUGAUAAGGGAGCUUCUGGGGAGCCUGGUCCAACCGGUGCAGUAG
Molecule: messenger RNA, 2916 nt
Organism: Oncorhynchus kisutch (coho salmon)
Lineage: Eukaryota; Metazoa; Chordata; Actinopteri; Salmoniformes; Salmonidae
Product: collagen alpha-2(V) chain-like
Exons: 38
Coding region: 214-2916 (900 amino acids)
Cellular component (GO): extracellular matrix
Molecular function (GO): protein binding
Source: RefSeq, a predicted model, not a curated record